UUGCCACUGUGUAAUUGUUUAUUAGAACGUAAUAGAAUCGGAUAAGCAGAAAGUUGGGAUAUGAACGAAUCUGUGCGUUUUGAACGCGGCCAAAUACAAUUGGGAGUGCUAUCAAAGUCCCAAGAAGGCGUAGGAGGCAUGGUGGCAUCGUCGUCAUCGUCAACAGAAGAGCAGCCGCCGCAAGGCGCUGGUCAUCUCGUUUUCACCCACGAUGGUGUCCUACUAAAAAAGGCCAGCGCCGAGCAUAUCACGGAGCUGAAUACCAGUGGAUCACUUUCUUUGGUGGAAUAUAAAACAAUCAAUACAGAAGUGCCACGACGUCGUCUCUUUCUGGAAUGGCAGCCAAAUGAUAGCAUCAUGAUUGCCGACGAUAGUCAGGAUCAGGGUGAUUGGGCACUAGUCGAUAGAAUAUCGGGAAGAACUCGCACCAUCUCCGAGUGCCGUGUAUUUAAUACGAAACCCAGUGAGACAAGCAAUGGAGGUGGCGGAGUCGGCAGUGGCCAAGGGCCUGGGCGUGCAAAGAGUAUGCGUGUCCAGUUGGAGGAUUUGGCUAAAGUCGAGGUGCGCCAUCGGGGCCAAACAAUACGUUUCUUGCGUAAAUCCGAUGGCGGCAUACACAGUGAAUUCUUUUUCCAACAUGGCAAUGCCGAUCUCUUUGUCCGCUCCAUGCGAGACCAGCACUGCAUUGAUAGUUCCGAUUCAGGACGCGGCGGUGGAGAGGAAUACACCAUACUGACCACCGAAACGCAGAGGCUUAAGAAAACCUUCGCCGAACUGGACAUUGGUGAGAUCAAGUCCAGUCAAUUACCCCGUGAGAGCUGGCUACCUAAUAAACUGGCCGGCUUCUUGGGCAAUAUACCAGAUUAUGUUCAGCCGCCGUUCCAACGUUCACCCAAAUCUCGACCCAGCACUUUAUUAACCGGUGAUCGUCAAACGUCACCUGAUAACUACCAGAUUAUAGGACUGAGUGGCAGUACCAAUAGUGCCUGUUCCUCCAAUGGCCAAAGUCGGGGCGAGAGUGCUGAUAAAUCUCCAGCUGACAGCGAGCUAGAGAACCUAAAUGCUCAAGAUGAGAAAAUAGUUAACAAUUUACCCGAUCGUCAGAGGGUCCAAAGAGGCCUGCCGCUUUCUUUAACCCAAUGGCUGGAGUUUCAGACACCAGAAGGUCGCAUUUCGGAUAGUGAUCGAAUCAAGGAGCUGAUUUUUCGUGGCGGCAUCACUGAGAAUUUACGUUGUGAGGUUUGGAAAUAUUUGCUAAACUACUAUCACUGGUCGGACAGUCAAGUGGAAAGGAUUGAGCGUAGAAAACAAAAAUCAAUGGAAUACUAUAACAUGAAAGCCCAAUGGCUGGCCAUGACUCCCAUACAAGAAGCAAAUUUUGUUGGCUACAGGGAUCGCAAGUGCCAAAUCGAAAAGGAUGUGAAGCGAACUGAUCGUUCACAGAAAUUCUAUGCCGGCGAGGAUAAUCCUAAUAUAGCCCUAUUGCAGGGCAUUCUUAUGACCUAUGUGAUGUAUAACUUUGAUUUGGGCUAUGUCCAGGGCAUGUCCGAUUUAUUGGCACCAAUUCUGGAAAUACAAGUUAAUGAGGUGGAUGCAUUUUGGUGUUUUGUAGGCUUCAUGAAUUUGGUUUUCACCAAUUUCGAUAUGGAUCAAGCUGGCAUGAAAACACAAUUCGCUCAACUUCGGCGACUUAUUGAGUUUGCCAAUGCUCCACUGUUUGGGUAUAUGCGUACCCACGAUUCGGAUAACAUGUACUUCUGUUUCCGUUGGCUUCUUGUCUGGUAUAAGCGGGAGCUAAGCAACGAGGAUGUGCUUAAAUUGUGGGAAUGCCUAUGGACACGCCUGCCUUGCCCAAAUUUCCAUUUACUCUUCUCGGUUGCAAUUUUGGAUCAGGAGACAAACACAAUUAUCGAUAGCAAAUAUGAGUUUACCGAAAUAUUGAAACAUGUCAAUGAAUUGUCGGGAAACAUCGAUGUUCAACGCACUUUAGAAAUAGCCGAGGCAAUCUAUUUGCAGCUAAAAGCAUCCGAGACUCUGCCCAAUGAUAUACGUCAGAUAAUUGGAGAACCCUUGCUGCCACCUCUAGAUGGUGAGGGUAUCGCAGAUGAUGAGGAACAGGAGACUGCCUAUUCUGAUGAUGGGUUUGAUGAGCUGGUGCGUGAACUCACACCAGAGGAGAAAUCGAGACAGCAAGCGCUGUUAGAGGAAGCCUGUGAGCGUUCUUUAUUCCUGCAAUAUAUCUAAAUCGGUUAUUGGAAUUGAUAUUGGAACAACGAAGCCAAAACGCCCUAGGCAAAAAAUGCAUGCGCAAAUUAUUUAGCCUUUAAGACUCAAAGUUUACCAAUCAAAGUGAAGUGCUUUAAUUGCUGAUACACACACACACACAGAUUCAAAUUUAUAUAUACAUAUAUAUUGAAUAUUAUACAUAUAUUUGUACUUUUUGUAUUUAUUGUAAGUUUAUUCCCCAACCCACCUCCUCCUUUGCUCCUUAUCUUCAUCCCCAGAACUUUUCAUGUAUUGGCUAGAGCAAUUAAUCCAUUUAAGUGUACCAAAACAAACAAAAACGUUUCAAUUAUGUAUCGGAAUUAUUAUCAGCAAAAAAAAAAAAGAAACAAAAAUUUUAUAUAUCAAUUAAGAUUAGGUCUUGUAUGUCGAAUUCAAUUGGAGACACAAACAAAAAAACGCAAAUUACUUUCUGUUUUUUUAUCGUAAUUCAACGUGCAGCUUUUUGUUGCCUUUUUCUAAGUUUACUCAAUUACUGUGAAUAUAUAUAUACAUAUAUCAUACAUGCAUAAACACAAAAAUAAUAUAUACCAUUUCAAUUGCGUAGUAAAGAGCGCUAAAUUGUCCAUGCAAACAUAUAA
Messenger RNA from Drosophila willistoni, 2864 nucleotides. RefSeq lists its product as uncharacterized. The coding region runs from base 61 to 2244 and encodes 727 amino acids. The record is from RefSeq and is a predicted model, not a curated record. Gene Ontology annotation, molecular function: GTPase activator activity. Gene Ontology annotation, biological process: activation of GTPase activity. Lineage: Eukaryota; Metazoa; Arthropoda; Insecta; Diptera; Drosophilidae. The transcript has 4 exons.